UCCACAGAUUCAGGUAGCAGCUUUGUGGUGUUUCGGUUUUUUAAACUUCCUGCCACUAACCAAAAGUAAAGUGUCCGAGACCAGAGUUUACAAUUCUAGCAACAGCAGGUCGUAGCACAAAAGGUAAACGAAUAGAAAAUACACAAAAGGCGCUGCGGGCACUGUCAAUCUCUUCAAAUGUGCUGUUCCCUCCACUACUUCAACACCCACCUCUCUCCUCUCGCAAGAAUUCUCUCCUACUGCUCUUCGCCCAUUCCUUCUCCUCACUCCUACCCGUGCCUCUGCUGCCUCCACUCCGCCUCCCACAGUUUCCAGAAUCCCAAGGCCUCCCUUCCGGACCUCCAGCAGCAGCGGCAGCCUUGGAGGGAGCCAAAAGGGUCAGCCUUUGACCCGCCACCGCCGGCAUGGCCGUGGCCGCCGCCGGCGCCGCACAGCGCUUCGACCCCGCGGCGCCGUCCCCGUCCCGCGCCCCGGCCUCGCGCCAGGACGUCCAGGCGGCCAUCGCCAAGGCCGUCGAGCUGCGCCAGCUCCACGCCACCCUCCUCCAGCGCGGUGCGCCCAAUGCCCGCGCCGGGGCCGGGACCGGCGCCAGCCGCAGCCCGGCCGUCAUCGGCCUCCCGCCGGUCGCGUCCCCCGCGCGCUCCAGGACGGCAGACGAGGAGUACCCCGUGUUUACCCCGGCCUACGACGACGACGAGUGCGUGGCCGCGGCAGCGCUGAACCACAUUUGCCAGGACAACCGGAGCCGGUCGGAGAACUGGGCCGGCGUCGCCCUGGACCACGGCGGCUGCGACGACGCCGCCCUGUCCGACUACGACGGCCUCAACGCCUUCUCCUCCUCCAACAGCGAGGUGCUCUUCCCUUCCUCCAACGACCCCUGCCCACGAAACAGGGGCGCGGCGUACAAGAUCCACCCCGCCUUCAUGCACUCGGCCCCCUCCGCCGACCGCUUCCUCCUCUCCGUCGGCCGGGCGGGCUACACGACGUCGGAGCUCAAGCUGCCGCCGGCGACAUGCAACAACGCGAUCCGGCCCGCGACGACGAUCGGCAGCACCAGCAGGGUGCCGCCGCCGUCGGCGCACUCCCGGUCGAAGACCAGGGCGCCGCAGAUCCUCUCGUGGCUCUUCCCCAAGUCGAGGAAGAAAGCGAGGCCGCCGGAGACGGCGACGUCGCCGACCGCCAUCGAGCGCGGCAACGUGUCGCAGCUCCUGACAGAAUGGGGCGCGCUGUCCCUCGACUCCCUCAAGAGAGAGCUCGCGGAGGCCAACGCCCACCGUGACGCCGCGCUCCGGGAAGCCGCGGAGGUGAGGUCGUCGCUGGGGGAGCUGGCCACCAAGCUUGUGAGCGUGGAGGCCUACUGCUCGGAGCUCAAGAAGGCGCUCCGGCAGGCGACCACCUCGCCGUCCGUCUCCCGGAGAUCGACGAGGUCGAUCGAAGCAAGCCGGGGGCUCCCGAUGCCGGUGAGCCACGACGUCAUGGUGGAAGGCUUCCUGCAGAUCGCGUCGGAGGCCCGGCUCUCGGUGAAGCAGCUCUGCAAGGCUCUGGUCCAGCAGGCGAACGAAGAAGCCGGCGGCGACGGCCUCUCCGACAAGCUGAACCUGCUCCUGCGGCCGUACCAGCUCGCGCUCACCGGCAGCAAUGGCAAUGGCAAGCACUGCUCGAAGGCUGUCCUCUACCAUCUCGAGGCGAUCAUGAACCAAGCCAUGUACCAGGACUUCGAGAACCCGGCGUUCCAGCGGAGCGGCUCACCGAGGUGCCUCGACCCGGCGGAGGGCCGCCGGCAGAGCUUCGCGGCCUUCGUGGCGCUGCGCAACCUGAGCUGGAACGAGGUGCUGAGGAAGGGCACCAAGUACUACAGCGAGGACUUUAGCCGGUUCUGCGACCGGAAGAUGAGCGGCGUCGUGGCGACGAUGGGCUGGUCCCGGCCGUGGCCCGAGCAGCUGCUGCAGUGCUUCUUCGUCGCUGCCAAGUGCGUCUGGCUGCUCCACCUGCUGGCCUUCUCCUUCGGCCCGCCGCUGACGAUCAUGCGCGUCGAAGACGGCCGCGCGUUCGAUCAGAUGUACAUGGAGGACAUCCUGCAAGACAGGCAACAGGUGCAGGGUCCUUGUCAAGUGAAGAUCAUGGUGAUGCCAGGGUUUUAUGUCCAAGAUAGGGUUCUUAAGUGCAGGGUCCUCACAACCAGAUCAGCAGCAUAAUUGUGUCUCAAAUCUUAGCUUUCUUUGACCAACAGCUUGUGUGGUGUCAACUUCCCAAGUGUAACUUCUUUUUGUCUUGAGCCCAAGGUACAGUACUUUCAGAUAUGCUGAACCAUAUGUUUGCCGUAGAUUUGCAGUAAACAACUAACAAAGUGAAGUUGUGAGAU
Messenger RNA from Setaria italica (foxtail millet), 2362 nucleotides. Its product is annotated as IRK-interacting protein. The coding region runs from base 405 to 2195 and encodes 596 amino acids. The record is from RefSeq and is a predicted model, not a curated record. NCBI's taxonomy places the organism in Eukaryota, Viridiplantae, Streptophyta, Magnoliopsida, Poales, Poaceae. The transcript has 2 exons.